Molecule: messenger RNA, 2142 nt
Organism: Periophthalmus magnuspinnatus
Lineage: Eukaryota; Metazoa; Chordata; Actinopteri; Gobiiformes; Gobiidae
Gene: gata1a
Product: GATA binding protein 1a
Exons: 5
Coding region: 15-1238 (407 amino acids)
Biological process (GO): positive regulation of transcription by RNA polymerase II; negative regulation of transcription by RNA polymerase II; cell fate commitment
Cellular component (GO): nucleus
Molecular function (GO): zinc ion binding; RNA polymerase II cis-regulatory region sequence-specific DNA binding; DNA-binding transcription factor activity, RNA polymerase II-specific
Source: RefSeq, a predicted model, not a curated record
GUCAGAUACAUAAGAUGGAGGAUUCUUCAGAACAUUCCCACUGGGAGAGCCCAUCCUUGCUCACCUCAGACCCUCUGUCCAGUUUCUCCUCAGAGGGGGGUCUGCUGCCCCCUGGAGAUGAGGGCGAGUCCUUCUUCUCUGCCUCUGACUCUGACUACAUUCUGCCCUCCUUCUUCAACAGCACCACCCGACCCUCAUCCACCUACAGACAUAACCCGGUGCGGCAGGUGUUCAGCUCCCCGAGUCUCUUCAGCAACCUGCAGCUGUUAGAUGGUCCAAGCAGUCAUUCCCUGAGCUCAGCCUACCCUCCCUCCUCCAGCUGGAGCAGCAAUACUCUGUCUAAAACACAGCCCAGUGUGUCUCUGUACAGCCCGGGCCUCCCCUCGUCCUACUGUGCGUCUCCAGGCAGAGAGGGCUGUGAAAGCCCCCGACUGCAUGACGCCCUGAAAGCUGAGCGCUCCAGCCCUCUGGGGGGUUCUGUGGUCACCAGCAGUUUUAUGAACCUGACCCCCGCACCAAGCAGUGUGUACACUCCAGCCUCACACCACAUGCUAAAUGCUUACAGCUCAUACAUGACCCCCCCUCAAGACUUCAACUCCACAGGCCUGUACACCAACCCCGCCUGGAUCAAUCCCUCCUACUCCCCCAAACUACGCAGCAAACUUCGGGUGUCCACACCAGAGGCCAGAGAAUGUGUGAACUGUGGGGCCACAGCCACCCCCCUAUGGCGACGUGAUGGGACAGGCCACUACCUGUGCAACGCCUGUGGACUGUAUCACAAGAUGAAUGGCCAGAACCGACCUCUGAUCCGGCCAAAGAAAAGACUGAUUGUGAGCAAGCGAGCAGGGACUAUUUGUGCCAACUGCCACACCAGCACCACGACACUAUGGAGGCGGAAUGCCAACGGUGAACCUGUGUGCAACGCCUGUGGCCUCUACUUUAAACUGCACAAUGUCAACCGCCCCUUGACUAUGAAAAAAGAUGGGAUUCAAACUCGCAACAGGAAGGUGUCCAGCAAGAACAAGAAGAGUAAGAAGGCGGCCAUGAUGGAGUCAUACUCAGAGAUGCCCCAUCCAUCUCAUCUGGAGGAGAGUGGGCCCUUCUCUAUAGCCCCUGGAACUCUGCUAACAUACAGUCACUCAUCACACCUCAUCUCGGCCCCACCCGCCCUGCACCCGCCCGGAGCCCUGCCGUACACUCACCAUCUGAGCUCAGGCAUAGUGCCCACACUGGUGUAACGCUCAGCACGGCUCAGUCUGAUGCAAGAGCAAGUGCUACGUCCUAACAGGGAACUCAGAGGACAAUCUGAGGACACCUAAGCAAUUGCGAUGUAUUUUUUCUCUUAUAUUUCUAACUAUUGCUGCCCAAUGCUCAAUAAAAGGUUUGAAUGUAUUUUUCCAGUCCUUGUAAUAUUACCGUUUUAUAACUCAUUUCAGGUAUUAUACCUGCUGACAUGAUGGGACAUAAAUGACCUGAUUGCCAUAGAUCUUGUAAAAUAGAGGCAGAUUUCUCAACUGGAGCAUGUUGAAAAAUAUUGUUGUUCCAUCUCCUCAUCCUGAGUAGACUGAACCAGUGGUUCCCAAACUUUUUUUUACCAGCGACUCAUAUUUUACCCGUGGAUAUGUUGGCGACCCCACAUCAUUCUCCUGUCGGACACGUUACGGUCUUAUAAGCAAAUAUCUGAUUAAUUUCUGAUAAAUAAAGAUGUUAUAGAACAGUAGAGUAUAAAAUACUUAACAGAAGCACUUCAAAUUCAAAAUCAUCAUUAAAAUUCACACAAUUUAGUCUGGACCUCUUUUCUAGGAACCCCUGAGGACCCCUUGACAAUCUUUGGGGACCCAAAUUUGUGUCCCGGCCCCUAGGAUGGGAAUGACUGGAUUAUAGGAUCUGCUUUUGUCUUCUGUAUACUUGUGUUGAAAUUGCCAUCUAAUACCUUGUACGAUAAAAACUUUCUUUCUGUUUCACUAAUUAUCUUGUACUCAUGGGUUUGGAGACUGUUAAGUGAGUGAGACUGAUCUAUCCCUCGUGCUGCUGUUUCCUUUUUACACUGAAGUAUUGCUUUAUAUUAUUAUUUUUUUUGUAUUGGGGACGUUUCCUGAUUGUAAAGUCAAUAAAAUGUGUGCAGCUUGGAGAAGACAAUUG